UCGAAGCAGAUCAACCGGCGAUUCACGCUUUUAAAAAAGCAAAUCCGAGCACUUCUGGAAAAAAAGGUCAUCUCGCAUUAAAUUCCGCGGCGCGAUUGGUAUUCCGACGUCGUUUCUGGCAGAGUUUAUAAGCGGCGGGUCGCUCCCAGGCUAGAGUCGCCCUGCCAACCUGGACUACGGCAAUAAGAGCGUCCGCUCGCUCCCUCGCAAAUUCCUUGCUGCCCACCCCUCAGAGGAAUAUCGAGAAAAUACGAGCUCCGAGGACCGGGGCUUUUCUGAAAGGAUGGCUUCCUCCGCUCCCUCGUCCUCCAACGAUGCUCCGGACCCCACCCCACCUAAUCUGCGACCUACAACUUACGACUCGUGGUGCGGCGUGGCUCACGGGUGCACCAGGAAGAUCGGGCUGAAGAUAUGCGGGUUCCUGCAAAGGACCAACAGCCUGGAAGACAAGGGCCGGAUCGUCAGCUCUCUGAAGGAAAAGCAGUCAUCCAAGAGCCUGCUGGCAUGCGAGAACAGUGAGAAGGAAUCCAGGUUCCGGCGCACCGAGACAGACUUUUCCAAUCUGUAUGCCAGAGAUUUGUUGCCCUCCAAGAAUGGUGAGGAGCAGACCAUGCAGUUUCUGCUGGAGGUUGUGGACAUCCUCCUCAAUUACGUGAGGAAGACUUUUGACAGAUCCACCAAAGUGCUGGACUUCCACCACCCACACCAGCUUCUGGAGGGCAUGGAGGGCUUCAACCUGGAGCUUUCGGACAACCCUGAGUCCCUGGAGCAGAUUCUGGUGGAUUGUCGGGACACCCUGAAAUACGGAGUGAGGACAGGUCACCCUCGCUUUUUCAAUCAGCUGUCCACAGGACUGGACAUUAUUGGCUUGGCUGGGGAGUGGCUGACAUCUACUGCUAACACAAACAUGUUUACCUAUGAAAUUGCUCCUGUCUUUGUCCUCAUGGAACAAAUAACACUUCGAAAGAUGAGGGAGAUUAUUGGAUGGUCGAACAAAGAUGGUGAUGGAAUAUUCUCACCUGGAGGAGCGAUCUCCAACAUGUACAGCAUAAUGGCUGCACGCUACAAGUAUUUCCCUGAAGUUAAAACCAAAGGCAUGGCUGCAGUCCCUAAACUGGUUCUCUUUACCUCAGAGCAUAGUCACUACUCAAUAAAGAAAGCUGGAGCUACACUUGGAUUUGGAACAGACAAUGUUAUUUUGAUAAAAUGCGAUGAAAGAGGCAAAAUAAUACCAGCUGAUUUGGAGGCAAAAAUUCUGGAAGCAAAAGAAAAGGGAUACGUUCCUCUUUUUGUAAAUGCAACUGCAGGCACAACAGUAUAUGGAGCCUUUGAUCCAAUACAGGAGAUUGCAGAUAUAUGUGAAAAAUACAACCUCUGGCUCCAUGUUGAUGCUGCCUGGGGGGGUGGACUCUUAAUGUCCCGAAAGCACCGUCACAAACUGAGUGGAAUAGAAAGAGCCAACUCAGUCACUUGGAAUCCACACAAGAUGAUGGGAGUGUUGUUACAAUGUUCUGCCAUUCUUGUCCGGGAGAAGGGUAUCCUUCAGGGCUGCAAUCAAAUGUGUGCAGGCUAUCUCUUCCAGCCAGACAAGCAGUAUGAUGUCUCCUAUGACACUGGAGAUAAGGCAAUACAGUGUGGUCGGCAUGUAGACAUUUUCAAAUUCUGGUUGAUGUGGAAAGCAAAGGGUACAGUAGGAUUUGAAAAUCAGAUCAAUAAAUGCCUGGAGCUGGCAGAAUAUCUCUACACUAAAAUCAAAAACAGAGAAGAAUUUGAGAUGGUAUUUGAAGGGCAGCCAGAGCAUACAAAUGUAUGUUUUUGGUAUAUUCCUCCAAGUCUCAGGGGCAUGCCAGACUCUGAUGAGAGAAGAGAAAAGCUACACAGGGUGGCACCAAAAAUCAAGGCAUUGAUGAUGGAGUCAGGCACCACCAUGGUUGGAUAUCAGCCUCAGGGCGAUAAAGUCAACUUCUUCCGAAUGGUCAUCUCAAACCCAGCAGCAACCAAGUCUGACAUUGACUUCCUCAUUGAGGAAAUUGAGAGGCUGGGGCAGGAGCUGUAGUGGUUGAAUGAUUUAUUUCUUGAAUUCACUGUUUUCCAGCACUGGCUAUUUUUUAAACCCAGUUCUGCAGAACAUGUUUAAAGGAAAUUCUGUAAGUUGCAAUCUCCUAAGACAUCCUUAAACAAAACAACUAUAGGCUACUGAAAUAUAUAUGUGUUGGUAGAUCAUAUUAUUGAGGGAAAAUGUAUUAUCUUGAAGUUGAAGUACUAUUGACUCUUACAUUGGUCUUGUUUAUUGUAGACAGCAGAAAAUUAAUAGAUAUUAAAAUAGCAAAUUAAGAACUCUGCACAGUAUAUAUGUACAGUAUAAAUAAAUAUAUAUUAUUAUAUAUACAUACAUAUAUAUAUAUAUAUAAAGUGGUUAUAAAGUUAGAUCAAAGCCACAGCAUGUUUUCCACUUUAAGAAAAUUAAGUUUUCCUUCAACAAAUUUGAUGUGGAUAAUGUGCUACAAGUUUUUCUGCCAGACAGAAAUAGACAUAUAGAAACAUUUCUAAAAUGUAGAUUCUUAGGAGCUAAAGAAAAUGUAUAACACUAUUAGAUCUUAUUGUUGGUGCUUUUCUCACAUACAAAACAGCAAUCUCUAAGAGCACCUUUGAGUAAAAUAGUUGUACUUGCCCUUUAGUGUCAAAUCAGGGGAUGACAGUAGCAGAGUCAUUGUAACAGGUAUAUUAUUGCUGUAUUUUUAGAGGUUAAUUUGUGUAGAUUGUGUAUAUUAUUGUUAAAUUACUUUGUGGAAAAGGAUUUAAAUGUAAUAGUUUUACAGCAAGAUAACUGUUUAAUUGUAGGUAUCUGAAACAUUUGCUUAUUUAUAUGCAGAGAUUUACCAUGCUGAAGAGUUGUCUUGUAUUUUCUUCCGUUUGUAAUGUAACCUAUUUAUAUAUUAUUGAAGUUCUAAAUAAUGUUUAUGGUAUUUUAGUGUCUUUGUGAGCCAAAGAAAAAAUAAGAAAAUAUUAGUUGACACUUUUGUUUAAAUCCUAGUGCCCUUAAAGUAUAACUUACAGAUAAUUUUACUGAAGAUAAGGAAUUCUGACAUUGUGUGUAGACUAUCAAAUCAUGGAAUCCCUUUAAUCUAUUAGAAUUAUUAGAAAUUUCACUUUUAUUUAUUGUAAUGUCAAACUGUUCUGUGUUCUGAAUGCUUUUCUAGUCAAUAUUGAUUGCUAACCAAGGCCCCUGGUUUUGAGUUUUAUUUCAGAACUGACCUCUGUGACCAUUUUAACUAAAUUCUGUGGGAGUUUUAACCACAUCAUUCUUUUAGUGAAAUGGAAUUUCACUAAAAUGGAAUUUGGAGCUUAUAAAAUAAAUAAAACCAAAAGUAAUCUCAGUAUCUUUUAAUACAGCCAGCUUGUCCCAAUAAUUUCAACUGGUUAGUCUUUU
Messenger RNA from Melozone crissalis (California towhee), 3430 nucleotides. RefSeq names its product glutamate decarboxylase 1 (gene GAD1). Lineage: Eukaryota; Metazoa; Chordata; Aves; Passeriformes; Passerellidae. The record is from RefSeq and is a predicted model, not a curated record. Gene Ontology annotation, cellular component: presynaptic active zone; cytoplasm. The coding region runs from base 284 to 2056 and encodes 590 amino acids. Gene Ontology annotation, biological process: GABA biosynthetic process. The transcript is spliced from 17 exons. Gene Ontology annotation, molecular function: glutamate decarboxylase activity; pyridoxal phosphate binding.